This is a messenger RNA of Silurus meridionalis, 2539 nucleotides long. Its product is annotated as NHL repeat-containing protein 3-like. Bases 88 to 1140 code for a protein of 350 amino acids. Gene Ontology annotation, molecular function: ubiquitin protein ligase activity; translation repressor activity; protein binding. Lineage: Eukaryota; Metazoa; Chordata; Actinopteri; Siluriformes; Siluridae. The transcript is spliced from 7 exons. Gene Ontology annotation, biological process: protein polyubiquitination; proteasome-mediated ubiquitin-dependent protein catabolic process; negative regulation of translation. The record is from RefSeq and is a predicted model, not a curated record.
CCCCUUGGUCACGUGAUCAAAACAGGAAGCAGAUCGCUCAGGUCAAGCUACUCGGUGUAGUUUGAGAACGCAGCAGAGCUUUUCUAUAUGAAAAAGAGGUGUCAGUUGUGUUGUAUUUGUUCAGCUAUGGCUAUUAUCUUCCUCGUAAUGUUCGUGAUGUAUAGCACCUUAAAUUCCCAGUAUUUAGCAUCGGGACAUAAAAGGGACGUCAAUACUGUCGGAAGAUCCCUCUACAAGCUGGAUGUCUCAUGGCCCAAAUAUUCGGAGCAUUUCACCGGAGAGGUUUUCGGAGUGGCUGUAAACCAUCAGGCUGGCCUAGUGUACGUAGCGCAGAGAGGUGAGAAUAUCCCCAAAGUGCUGGUGUUUAGCACAGAUGGGGAAUUCCUGCAUGCCUGGAACACCAGCACACUAGAGAUGCCCCAUGGUAUUUUCUUGGCCAAUGCUUCAAGUGCACCCUCUGUGUGGAUCACUGAUGUAGGGAAAGGACCCUAUGGACACACUGUAAAGCAGUAUUCUCCCUCAGGGAAGCUGCUUCAGGUACUAGGAACAGCAGGGAAACCCGGCCCUGGUCUCAUUCCACUACAGUUUGACCAGCCUGCUGAGAUUUUUGUCCAUGACUCUACCAGAGAGAUUUACAUUGUGGAUGGAGAUGGAGGAAUGAACAACCGGCUCAUCAAACUGUCUCAAGACCUACAGAUGGUAUGGAUGCAUGGUGAGAAAGGUGAGGGACUCUCGCAAUUCUACAUCCCUCACAGUGUGGCUGUCGAUAACUUUCAGAGGGUGUGGGUUGCGGACCGAGGAAACAAGCGGAUUCAAGUGUUUAACUCUGUGACAGGGGACUGGCUGGGCUCAUGGGGAAGCUGCUUCACAGACGAUGCCCCCUACUCCGUGAGGUUUACCCCUGACCAGAAGUACCUAGUGGUUGCACAGAUAAACACUAACCGUGUCACUCUGCUCGAGGCGCCACCUGUAGGAAUUAUCGGCCAGUGUAAAGUGGUGAGUUCCAUCCAGUUGGCUGACGACGUUAAACCUCACCUGGUGGACUUGGAUCAGAAAACCGGUGCACUUUACGUGGCAGAGAUCGGUGCGAAGCAGGCUCAAAAGUUCGUUCCGAUCACAUUCACAAAUGGUGUCCUUUAAAUGGAAGACUUCACCUGCUCAGAGUGGAAGAGGUGUGAGUGAAGGGAACACAAGAUGAUAUAAUAUUGUUUAGAUUCAUUUUUAAUAAAGGUGUAAACCCUUUGAUAUUUGGGUUUUGUUUCAUUUUUGUUAUAUUUGUUUGAUCUUUUUUUAAGCCGAAAAUCUUUAUUAUUAUUAUUAUUAUUAUUAUUAAUUAUUAUUAUUAGAUAAUAAGAACACCUUGGUUGUAGUUAUAUGUAAUAAUGCUGGUGUCUAUGUAGCACAAAUAUUUUUUUUAAUUAAAAGUUUUUCAUUUGUUAUGAAUUCAUGCAUAUAUUUUCUGACCUGUAAGCAUGCAUGCAUACAUCUUGCUCGGUGUUGAUGUUUUUUAAUGUGACUAAUUGUGUUUGCUAUUCUUUUUGUAAGAAUCCAUUCUGUAUAAGGCUUUACCUCGUAACAAAUUAAUGCCAAUGUUGAUGUCUGCUGUCAUUCUUGUUUGUACAAUAUGGAUCAACUUGCAAUUACACAACUGAUUUUUAUUCAUCUAUUAUUUUUGUAUAACUUUCAAAACCUUUGAAAGCAAAUAAGUGUUUUUUGUUAUGCAUCGAUGAAAUUCACUUGGAGUUGGCUAAUUUUUUCCUAAAAUACUCUAUAUGGACAAACAUUUCUGGACACCUGACCUUAAGAUUUGUAGUUUAUUUUUUUUUUAGAAUAUCCCAUUCCCUAUUUAGCACCCAUUUGCUGUUAUAAUAAUCUCGGCUCUUCUGGGCUUUAGUAACUGUGGCUGUGCCCUACUUAUGUAGGGUGAGGAGGUCUAGAGUGCAGUUCCAAUUCAUCCCAGAGGUUGUUCAGUAGGGUUGAGGUCAGAGCUCUAUAGCAGGUCAGUCAAGAUCUAAAAGGUCAGUCAACACUAAAUCAUGUACAGUAUGUCUUCUUGGAGCUUGCUUUGUGCACAGGAACUUUGUCUCCUAGCUCAAGUGAAGGGGAAAUGUAAUGCUAUCCUGUACAAUUGUGUGCACCAGUUUUAUAGUAACAAUUUUGGGGAAGAACCACAUAUGUCUGGGAAAAGUCCCAGUAUGCUUGUCCAUAUAGUGUUAAUUUAUUAUUAUAUAUUUUUUUGUUAAUUAAAUGGACACAAAUUUCAUUCCAAAGUUUAAAAAUCAAAACUGUAAAAAAUAAUUAUAAUUAGUAUAGUGUUAAUGAUCACAUCUAUAAAUAUUAUUAUGGAUUGAUAUUGUAUUUAUUUUUUUAUUUUUUUGUAAGUGUUAAUGUUUACAUUUAUAAUGUGAAUCAAUCAAUGAAUCACUCUAGUAAAAGAUGAAAGGUUCAGGGGCAACAUGCCCAGACUACAUGAAGAAACUGUCAUUUUGUCUUUACUGGAAAGUAACCAUUGUCAGAUUAAAUCAUUAUUUUCAAACCA